CGAGUACGCGCUGACGUCAGCCAUCCCCACGAACAGAGCGAUGUGCUGGAAUGUGGGGACUUGUUACUCCUGGAACAAAUUCGUUUCAAAUAAGUUGAAAAAUAUAGCUUUCGAGUUGCAAGAAAAGAAGAAAGUGGCUUAAGGACAGCAUGGCUGCUCAGACUGUGCACCCCAUUGGAGCCAACAUGUUCUCGUCUCCGGGGGGCAUGCCCCUGAGUGGGGAGGGACACGGGCUGACCGAGCUGUCCAGGACCGAGAUGGCGGCGCCUCAGCUGGUCAUGCUGGCCAACGUGGCCCUGACCUCGGAGGUCAGCGGCUGCGAGUACAUGAUGGAGGAAAAACAGAUGGUGGAGCUGAAGACCGUGGGCAGCACCUUCUCGGACAGCGAGGAGGAAAACCUGCUCAGGUGCGACUACGAGAACCAGCUGGAGAUGCCCGUGGGGUUUUACGCCGAAACCUCCCAGGGGACGGGCUCCGACGAAGAGGUCCUGCCCAGCGCCCCCGUGUUCUGCCAUUCGCCCCCGGGGGCCAAGAGGAAGCGGGGCCACCGCUGCGUGGAAGCGCCCAAGAAGAAGAAGCCUUUCCACUGCAAGCCCUGCCAGUACCAGGCGGAGUGCGAGGAGGAGUUCGUGCACCACAUCCGCGUGCACAGCGCCAAAAAGCUGAUCGUCGUCGGGAGGGCGGAGAACGAGGAGCAGCUGAAGGAGGCAGCGGAGAGCACGGAGGGGGUGGUCUACAACAAGGGCGUGAUCCGCUGCGAGCGCUGCGGCUACAACACCAACCGGUACGACCACUACAUGGCGCACCUCAAGCACCACAAGAAGGAGGGCGACAGCCAGCGGGUGUACAAGUGCACCAUCUGCACCUACACCACCGUCAGCCAGUAUCACUGGAAGAAGCACCUGAGGAACCACUUCCCCAGCAAGCUCUACACCUGCUCCCAGUGCUGCUACUUCUCGGACCGCAAGAACAACUACGUGCAGCACAUCCGCACCCACACAGGAGAACGUCCUUUCCGGUGUCCUUACUGCAAGUAUUCAAGCUCCCAGAAAACCCACCUGACCAGACACAUGCGAACACAUUCAGGUGAGAAGCCCUUUAAAUGCGAGAGUUGCUGCUACGUGGCCGCUAACCAGCAUGAAGUCACGCGUCAUGCCAGACAGGUUCACGACGGACCCAAGCCCUUGAGCUGCCCUCAUUGUGACUACAAAACGGCGGAUCGCAGCAACUACAAAAAGCACGUGGAACUCCACGUCAAUCCCAGGCAGUUCCUGUGCCCUGUCUGUAACUACGCCGCUUCCAAGAAGUGCAACCUGCAGUACCACAUCAAGUCCAGGCACCCUCACUGCACUGAAAUCACUAUGGACGUGUCGAGAGUGAAGCUGCGCAGCAAACGGACUGGACCUGGGGCUGCUUACUACCAGGCAACAGGCAGUCCUCAGUAUGCUGUGACUGGGCAAGAAGAAGAACCGAAACGCGUGGGCCAGGAGAAAAAAUCAGAGAAACAAGAAAAGAGCGAGGGCGAGAAGCAGGCGAACACAGGUGCGUUGAAUCUCACGACCGCCAAAACUGUGAAGCCCAGCUCAGAAUCAGUUAAGGAGAAGCAGCAGAAGGAAAAGGGCCUCAAGAAGGGAGAGGAGGGCUCCGAUAAGGAGAACAUGGAAAAGAAAGAGAAAGUUCAGGGGUGCACAGACAAGGAAGAGAGAGCGGAGAAAACUACAGGAAAGGAGACUGUGGAGAAGAGUACAGGACAGGCUGCGGACAGGCCUGAGAAAGCAGAAAAGAGCUUGGAGAAAACGGCGAGAGCGGAAAGUAAUAUAAAAAGGGCAGAGAACGGUGCUGAUAAGCUGGUAAAGAAGAAAGAGAAAGAAGCCAAGAAAACGGCUGAAGCGGCCAAACCUGCAGACAAGGCGCCGAAGACGAGGCCCAAAAGAGAAAGGAACCCAGCAAAAACGAACGUCAGUGCUGAAAAGCCUAGCAAGACUGCAGAGAGAGUGAACAAGAACCCGGAGAAGGCAGUUAAAGGCACAACAAAGAAGUCUGCCAAACUGACCAAAAUGGAGAAAGCAGAUAGCGAGAAGGCCCGCGAGGGUUCGGACACCACAGAAAAGGGUUCAGAGAAGCUGCCCAAGACCAAAGCAGGGAAGAGAAAAGCAGAGGCGAUGGAACCUGCGCCAGCGAAAGAGAACUCUGAGCAUCCUGCUUGUGUGGAAAAAAAGAAGAAGAAAAUGAAGGGCAAGGACAAAAGUUCCAAGAAAAGUAGCAUCCUCAGAAAGAAGCACAAAAAGCUGAAGAAUUGCAAGUCAUCAAAAAGCAAAGGUAAGCUGGGUAAGAAAGCAGACUGGCCCACCACUGUCAAACUGAAAAAGAAAACUACAAAGACCAAAAAUGAGAAGAGCAAGACAGCUGUGGAAGAGCCAGCCACACAGGAGGAGAAAAGUGACGCUAAUGACUCUCGGGAUCCCUUACAAAAUGAGGAUUAUCCAGUCACAGAGAUCCAGCUGGUGAUUGUUGAGGAGGAGGAGCACCUGGCUUCUGAAAAGGUAGGCAGCUCCCCAGUGGACAGCUGUACUGAGGAGGCCACUGCUGAUGGGCGGGAAGAUGGUACUGGUCAUGGACAGGAAGAGGCCAUGGCUGAUGGGCAGGAAGAGUCCACUGGUCAUGGGCAGGAAGAUGGCACAGCUGAUGGGGAAGAAGAGGGCUCUGCUGAUGGGGAGGGAGAGGGCUCUGCUGAUGGGGAAGAAGAGGGCUCUGUUGAUGGGGAGGGAGAGGGUGCUGCUGAAGGAAAGAAACAGGAUGGAGACGAGAAUGAGGAACAAAGCAAUAGGAGCACAGAAGACAGUGAUGUAGGGAAUGUGGAGAUUGACAAAAGCAAAACCUUGUCGGAGCUUCCUCAUGAGCAAAAGCAGCUUCCUGAGGAAACCGGGACAGAACGAGAACUGGGGGAUGACACAAGUGAACCAAAGGACACAUCUGAAAGCAUUAGCUCCAGCAGCCAGCAAAUCCAGCCCUGUACAGAGGAGACCACAGGGCCCAAGAAAUCCGCAGACCAAGACCGUUUGCCCCCUCUCGAGCUUCCCGCAGUCGGCAACAAACCCCACGCCGAAACCGUGGACACGGAGGAAGACGAAGGCAUCCACAGCCACGACGGCAGUGACCUCAGCGAUAGUGUUUCCGAGGGGAGUGACGACUCGGGAUUAAAUGGGGUGGGAGCAGCUGCGGAAGCUGCCAGUACUGCCAUGAAGGCCAGCGACCCAGAGCCGAGGCAAGCUUCCAAGAGUUUCACUUGCAUCUUCUGCGACCGCGUGUUUUCAGCUGAAGGGGAAUACAGGAGGCACCUGAACCGACACUUGGUUAAUGUGUACUAUCUGGAGAACGCAGCAGAGGACAGCUGAACAGCCGCAGAGCGGUCGGCGAUCUGGAAUUGCUUUCAUAAGCCGCAGAUUUGUAUCUCAAGUAGCAAUCAUCAGUGGUGUCUUGUUGUUGCAUUACUCCUUGAGGCUUCCUUGAUAUUAUCAGUCAUAUAUGUGUAAUUUGUAUUUUUGAAGGCCAUACAUUUUUCAUUUUUGUAAUCUCUUCAGUGUCAAGGUUUAUCGUAUGAACAUGAAAAAUGAUCUGGCUUUGCGUAAGGUGUAUCUCAAGGCAUAUUAUUGUUCUCAACCUGCUGUGAGUGUUGAUUGAGAUUAAUGUAUAAUACAAAGCUUUAUGGCGUUUCUAGAAAAUGUGAGGCUAGCUUUACAGACUGCAAGUUGGAAUGUGGAAUUCAACAACCAGGAGUCUUAUUUUUCUUCUUUCAUAUCUGGCGAGGCCUUUUUUUCUGUAUUCAUCCACAUCCUGUUGGUAAAUAGAGGAGUUGGUUCAUUUUUGUGACAUGGAAGUCGAGGAAAUCCUUUGGAGGGACAGCUUUGCCUUGUGUGGUAUUUCAGAAGACGGCCCUCUUUUGAAAGCGUGAGGCAUUGUUACUUCAGAGGGCUCUGAAAAAGGCAGUCGACUAUAUUCUGAAAGGUGAAUUUACAGAGUAGGGGCUUUCCAGACUUCAUACAUCCCAGGACGUUUUUUUUUAAAUCACCUCAUGUUAACAGAUUUUUCUUCAGAAAAAAACACUGCUUUUAGCCUCCAUGUUUCUUGCAGCGGUGUACAAACCUUCAUUAGUUAUAGCUCUUCAGAAAAAAAUUCAAAACUAGCGCUUUGAAUAAUCAUAAAAAGAGUCUGUCCAACAAAUAAGCAUAGUUUAUGCUUUAUGAAAAGUAUCAUUAUUAUAAUUAAGUAAUGUACCAAAGAUGCCCUUUGUCCUUCCCGAGUAAGAGGAAUAAUAAGACAGACACAGCUGCCCAAGCCAUGCAGUUGUGAGAAGUGCAUACACUCAUUUUGUAUUAGUUAUUCCCAUCUGCUCCUGGCUGUAUCUGACACUUUACACUUUCUUUACUGUAGAUGUGGAAUAAAAUGCUUUUAGGUACUCCAGGUUACUGGAAGUCUAAAUGAAGGAGACUAAAAGCUAUAUGAUUUUUUUUAAAAGCAUGCACUUUGUAAAAAAAAUUGUAAUCCCUUUGAUUUUUUUUCUUUCCUGUGACCUGCAAUUGCAAUACAGCAUCACAAAAACAUUCACUGGUUGCACACCAUCUUAAAGCUAUGCAUUGGAGCAAGGACAAAAAUAGACUUUUCGAAACUUUGUAUUUUAUUAGUUACCAGGUUUUAUAUUUCUUUUGGAACUUCUGUGUAUAUAUGUCUAUCAAAACCUAAAUCAUAGGUAGUCAGUAGGCUUUUAAAUUGUAAAUUCUUGAAAUAUUUAUAAGGAUGGGUGUGUGUACCUUGGAGUAUUUAGUAAAUGGUUUUCAUCGCUAUCACCUGGCUGCAAGAAGUGUUAUCCUGGUAUUUUACAGUGUAGAAAUUAUUGACUACAACAGCUUUAUUGUCCUAAUAGUAGGAAAAUCCCCCUUAUUGAAACAUUUCAUUCUGAAAUACUGUAAUAUUUAUGUAUUAAAUUCUGUUGAUAUUCACUUUUUCCUGGGCUUUUCUGUCUUAAUAGCUAAUCAUGCUCCUGGUUGUGUUUAAUUUGUGUAGUUUGAUUGUGACGUACACAGUUCAGUGCACCAUUGUGGGAUCCCUGUCAGAGGCAGUUUCAAAUUAUACGUCUCCCUUGACAACUGAGCCAGUUUUGCCUGUAAAUAUUUUUCUGAAACAAUGCUACAGGAAACAAACGGUAGACUGUUCAAUAAACUGCUUACAUCUGCACUUGGUGAUGAGUUGGAAGUACAUCUAAUUUUCUCUAAAUUCUGGUAAUUCACGGCACAUUUGUCUCUUGUGGCACUGUGUGCAAAUGAUAUUUGCAGUUGUCCUGGUCAAACUAUGGACUCCCGGUCAAAAGGUAAAACUGGAGAAUAAAACAUGGGACAACUGAUCCAAGACUGUUGGUGUGAGCUGUACCCACAGGUCACCUGGCAUCACCUGAUGCUUCAAAAGAGGCUGAUCUGGCCAGGGUGGCCUGUAAAUGCUUGUAGUUAUCAGUUUGUGUGGUGGCAACAUGUAGAUGGAGGGGUAGAAAGUGAAGAAAAAUAAGGUAAAUGCAGAGACCUCGACGGAAGAUUCAGUUAUACUUCGAUUUGAACACAAUAGAUGAAGUCCAAAGAUCUUAUAUAUAUAUAGUAUAUUUGUUGUAAAGAAAGGAGUCUUUGUAAAAUUUGAACUCUUUUCUGUAAUGCCUUUGACAAUCAGUCUUUAAUCUAGUUUGUAAACAGAUUUGUGCUUUGAGCAAUUAAGCAGGUUUUAAAGAAAGUUGGACCUAUUUUGGUCAAUAGGUUUGUUUAGAAAAUUCUUUAUUUUUAUAACAGAUUGUCCAGCUUCUCAAUAAAGUAAUGGCUUUUGCCUUCCCCUUUUCUGGUUUAAGAAAUUAAACCUUUCAUUGACAUGAAAAUAUGAUGGUACAGGUUUUGAACAGUGUAUGAUCUUCAACACCUUAUGCUUUUCAGUCAUGCAGUGUUUUUUUUUUACUGACAUUUUCAGUUGUUUAAAUGUAGAACUGUUUUAUUUUCUAGUGAUGCUCUGUAAUUAUCACUCGAAACUUUUUUUUUUAACGCGAGAGCUGGUUUGGAUGAAGAGAAAAAAUCUGCAUUUUUAUAGACGUGGAUUUUUCUAUCCUCUCUGCCACAGUCCAGGAUUCAUGGAACAGCAGCUGAGUUCUGUUUAAGAUUUCAUAUCGUCAUGUGGCAACAUGUAAAACAACUGUACAGAAAUGAGCUGAAUCACUGUAUACUGUAAUUUCACAUAAAAGAACUGAAGACCACAAACUGUGACCAUCCAUCAGAGUACUUGAGGGAAAAAUGAAACAUCGGUAAGCCAGUGACUCUCAGGCUGAGGCAAUGUCACAAAUUAACUAUUGAGGUGUUACUAUUUGACACUAUAUGAUUUUAAGGGCUACAUGACAGAUCAAAACUCUGUGGCUCUGCAGCUUUGUAAAUUGUUGACACUUGUACACAUUGUUUUGCCUGCAUCCAGACUGAACAGAUUGGUUUAUUGGUUAAGUCAGCAGUGUUGUAUUCGAUUUAAUUGACUAUUUUCCUCACUUUAAGAGCAAAUCAAUGUAUUCUGAAUAAUUUCAUACACAAAUAUCAAUUCAAAUUGAAUCCAGUGUUAUGUUCUGCCCACACAUAUCAUGGGUUUACUGUCCCUGAGCAUUAAGCUGUUUUUCCAUGUUUGCACACAAAUGACCUAAAUUGUCAUUCAGUUUGGUAUAGCUUUAUCUGAUUUUUUUUCUUUUUUUUGUCUGGAUGUACAUUAUGUAAUACGUUGUACUGCCAGACUGCUGAUUAUGUUGAGCAACCUAUACACAUUCUUUUGCAUAUCCAGUGCAAUAUUGCCUGUUCAAAUAAAACCAAAGUAUGUAUAGGACUCUUAUGAACUACUGUGCAUUCUUAGUUCCCCUGUCUAAAAAUAUUGGGCACAGGGAAAAUGAUGUUCCUUUCAAUUGCUAUUUGUCUGAAUUGAAAAUGCACUCAUUCUGGGUGGUUAGAUUGCAAAUUGUGGUAUCUAUAUGUGUUAGUGUUAUAUAAAACUGGAAAUGAUUAUUCUUUAUGUACAUUUGUUUAUCUAUAGUAAUUAGGUCAUUUCUUAAGAUAGACACUGUAACUGUCCAAUGCAUGUAUCAUUAAUUGUACUCGGUUAUAUGUAAUUUGUUGUUUGUACUAUGUAGUAAAUAACACAGUAUCCCUUUUUUUAGUAGGGGCUGUUGGGCUCAUUAAACCAUUACUGGACUAGCAAAGGAAAAAUAAAGCAUUUAUGUUUGAAGAAAGAUGUGAUGCAUAGUGACAUCUAGCAGUUGGGCCAAGAUUAGCUUGUUUCAUUUUCUUGUUUGUCCACAGAGAAUGAAUUUUCCCCAAUUUGCAUUGUCAGAGCAUCUUUUUUUAUUAAUGAUGCUUCAUUUAUAGACCACAAACUCCAGCUACCAAUUUCACUUUACAGAAAGUGUGAAAUAAGUAAUUAAGGGGUGUAUUAUUACAGAACUGUACAUUACUGCUAUAAGUGGUAAGAACACAAAUUAUAUCAAGAGAUGUUAAAAGUGUAAUGAGUGUUGAAUUGAUAGCAUCUUUAACACCUCUCUCUAUAAUAUGCACCAAUAAUAAUGAGCUGUUAUUGAAAGAAGGGGAUACUGAGUCAUUUGCUUGACUUUGACUGAUCCAGUGUAUAUGAACUGCUCCCAAGCUGUAGAAAAACACUGUAGAAUUUUUCAAUAAAAAUUUAAGUUGA
This is a messenger RNA of Lepisosteus oculatus (spotted gar), 7740 nucleotides long. It is a transcript of the gene rest, whose product is annotated as RE1-silencing transcription factor. Gene Ontology annotation, cellular component: nucleus. Gene Ontology annotation, biological process: positive regulation of transcription by RNA polymerase II. The record is from RefSeq and is a predicted model, not a curated record. Lineage: Eukaryota; Metazoa; Chordata; Actinopteri; Semionotiformes; Lepisosteidae.